Messenger RNA from Parasteatoda tepidariorum (common house spider), 1189 nucleotides. The record is from RefSeq and is a predicted model, not a curated record. Lineage: Eukaryota; Metazoa; Arthropoda; Arachnida; Araneae; Theridiidae.
UCAUGAUGCACCUGUGUGGCAAGUUGCUUGGGCUCACCCAAUGUUUGGUGUUAUGCUGGCAUCUUGUUCCUACGAUAGAAAGGUCAUUAUCUGGAAGGAAACAGAUGGCACUUGGGAAAAUAUAUAUGAAUACAACAAGCAUGAUUCUUCUGUUAAUUCCCUUUGUUGGGCACCUUAUGAGUAUGGUCUCAUAUUGGCAUGUGGCAGCUCAGAUGGGUCUGUAUCUGUACUGAGCAGUACUGGUGAUGGUCGAUGGGAAACAAAAAAGAUCCACAAUGCACAUACUAUUGGCUGUAAUGCUGUAAGUUGGGCCCCUGUAAAUGCCCAGUUGGUUUAUGGGAGUAACACAGGUUCCAAUUCCAAUAUAUCAAAUGCCAACUCGACCAAACGAUUUGUGACUGGAGGUUGUGAUAACUUAGUUAAAAUUUGGAAAUAUGUAGAUAAAGAAGAUACUUGGUGUGAAGAAGAAAAACUUGAAGCCCAUUCUAAUUGGGUGAGAGAUGUUGCCUGGGCUCCUUCGGCACAUUUUGGACAAAGUGUUAUUGCCAGUUGCUCACAGGAUAAGAGGGUUAUUAUAUGGACAAAGACUAAAGAAACUUCUUGGACACCCAAAAUUCUUCACACUUUUGAUGAUGUAGUAUGGCAUGUCAGCUGGUCAGUGACUGGAAAUGUACUUGCUGUUUCUGGUGGAGAUAAUAAGGUUACUUUAUGGAAAGCUGUGAAUGACCAUCAGUGGGUUCGUUUGAAUGACGUCAACAGAGGACAGGAAGAGAGAAAGUCGUAAAUUUGGGGACCAACUUCUGCAGUUUUUUUUUUCUCACGAAAAAUAUUGAACUGAUUACUAUUUGUCGAUCCAAAUGAAAUAAGAAUAUUUUUGCAUUUUUGCCUCAAACUUUUUUUUUAUGUAUUUAUUAUUUUUUUCUAGUUCGAACUCUUCUCAAAACCAUUUUGUUUUAUUAUUUAAAAUAUGUAAUCAGAAUUAUAAUAAUAAAGCUACUAUGUAAUUCUUUAACUUUUGCUAUUUAAAUGCAAUUUUAUAUUAUUCAAUAGUUUGUUUCAUUUUGAUGGAAGGAAAAAAAGUCUGUCCCCGGUUAUUCAUUCAAUAAUUGCUGGUGGUUUUGUUGUGUAUUCAGUGUCUUUGAAAAAUGUUGUAUAAUAGGAAUUUCAAAAUAAACUUUUCUUUUUGUUA